Cynoglossus semilaevis (tongue sole) is the source of this 1748-nucleotide messenger RNA. It is a transcript of the gene adat1, whose product is annotated as adenosine deaminase tRNA specific 1. Gene Ontology annotation, biological process: tRNA processing. The transcript has 9 exons. The coding region runs from base 155 to 1534 and encodes 459 amino acids. Gene Ontology annotation, molecular function: RNA binding; tRNA-specific adenosine deaminase activity; adenosine deaminase activity. Lineage: Eukaryota; Metazoa; Chordata; Actinopteri; Pleuronectiformes; Cynoglossidae. The record is from RefSeq and is a predicted model, not a curated record.
GUUAUUCCUGUCCUAACCGGAAAUAGCUGCUCUCAUUUUCUCCUCGUUGUGUUUUCAUUUUGACCAGUUUACUGAGCCUGAUGAAAUGUUGUUCAUAUGUCCAUACAUUUAAAUUCCCUACUAUCCACGUGUUUUCAUUCACUUGUUGGUUAAAAUGUUUGACGCAGAUGAAAUCGCUAAGUUGUGUUACGAUCGUUUCGCGCAGCUUCCCCGCAGAGGGAAGCCUGAAGCGGGUAGAGAGUGGAGCCUGUUGGCUGCUGUUGUCAAACUGAGCCGCUCCGCUCGGUCUGACUCAGUGAAGACGGAGGUUGUUUCCCUGGGAACUGGAACCAAGUGUAUUGGCCGGAGCCAGAUGAGUCCUGAUGGUGACGUCCUCAACGACAGUCAUGCAGAAGUCAUGGCCAGGAGAGGAUGUAUCAGGUACCUGAUCCAGGAGCUGCACAGAGCAGUGAGCGCUGACCACAGCACCGUCUUCUGUUCGUCGGACCAUCCAGGGAAGUGGAAACUUCAGCCUGGCGUUUCCUUCCUCUUCUUCACCAGCCACACUCCCUGUGGCGAUGCCUCCAUCGUACCCAUGACUGACAGCCAGGCUCAGCCCUGUCCUGCUGUCCCACCCGGGGACACUCGUGAAGACACGAGAAUCAGUGAAGAACGUAAAAGAAAAUCAACACAGCUGAGUGAAGGUCAAAGGUCAAAGGUUCCUCGUCUGAAGGAGCAGGAUCCAUCUGAGAUGGGUCUGGAGCCUAGGUACCCAAAAGAGUCUGGAUUUACAGAAACCCAGAUGGCUGACAUUCACAGAACAGGCGCUAAGUGUGUCCCCGGGGGCCGCGCUGACCCCCUGCAGCCCGGUGAAGGCUACCACAGCACCGGAGUGUUGAGGGUGAAGCCCGGUCGGGGAGAACCGACCCUCUCGCUUUCCUGCAGUGACAAACUGGCCCGAUGGUCAGUGCUGGGCUUCCAGGGUGCAUUGUUGUCCCAUUACCUGCAGGAGGCGCUAUACUUUGAUGCCAUAGUUGUGGGAAAGUGUCCGUAUAGUGAAGAGGUGAUGACCAGAGCUUUAGUCUCACGGUGCUCCCAGGUGUCACUGCUCCCUGCUGGUUACUCUGUGCAUCCACCACUGCUGCUUCAGUCCAGCCUGGAGUUCCCCUUCAGCCUGGAGCAGACACAGCGCCAUCACCAGGUCAGACAGGGACGCAUCUCCCCUUGUGGAGCAGCCAUCAGCUGGUGUAAUGUGACAGAGCAGCCACUAGAUGUUACUGCCAACGGCUACAGACAUGGAGUUACAAAGAAGGACAUGGGAACAGCCAAAGCCAGGUCUCGUCUGUGUAAACUGGAGAUCUUCCACUCCUUCCUGUCCCUUCUUUCAGCCUCCGAGCCUUCAUCACUUCCUGAAUCUCUCAGGAGAGCUGACCUCCUGACCUACUGGGACUACAAGCGUGCAGCUCAGAGUUACCAGCAGACCUGGGAGCAGCUGAACACACAGGCGUUCCCUCUGUGGCCACGCUCUGACAGGAGCCUCCUGUUGUUCCACUGAGCUCUGAUUGGUCGACCAGGCCCGAGUCCCAGACACUGCUGUUUCAGAGGGGUCAGAAUGACAUGAAGGGUUCUGUCGUUCUUCAACACAUUCAUUUUAUUGGACAGUUUUUCCAACAUGUACAUGUACUUCAGUCAAAUACUAUGUAAAUACUUCCAGUAUAUUUGAACUAUGACUGUACAACAUGGAUGGAAUAAAAGAAGUCGUUAAAGAU